GGGCAGUUCUUUUCCAAUCAGAUAUCCUUCUAGAGAUGCAUUGCAACGGUUACAGGCUUACACGGGCAGCAGGAUAGAGAUCUGCAAACGCCACCGUAAGGUCAUCCUAGGUUGCACGGAGAUAUGCUGUGGUAGAAAGGAUCUGCCCAAUAUAUCCUCAUUGUUGCUUUUCAAGUACCUCAUGGACGAUGUCCGUGUUGGCCUCCUUUGCUACGAUCUGGCAUUGCAGUCAUCGUGUGAGCUGGAGCGUUCAUCAAAGCACUUAGAGAACCUAACAGUAUUUGCUAUCUCUAAUUGCAUCAUUCAUUCUCGUAUACUCGAUAAGGUCGGUUCGUACACUUGCCUUACAGAAAAUACAGGACAUUCGUGUUCCGCUGACAGACUGAUAACCAACGGUCAACCCUGCUGGAAGAGAUCUGGUGCGGCAUGAGGCAAAUCUAACACGCAGUUCUUGUAAUAAUGCUACCCAACCGCCAGCCCAUGCGAUAAUCACCCUACCCAUUUAUUUGAAGUCCACCAUGAUUAAAGCAUGGACCCUGCCCAUUUCAAUCAUCCGCCAAGUGGCAGCCCUGUCGCCUCGUCACCUAGAGAUGGGCACUAUACGCACGCCACAUCCUCUCCAUACGUCAACUAUCGAGGCAACUUGACGGACACAGCAAGGUCAACAAGUAGCAGUCACUACAGUGCUUUCUCCUCCCACUCUGCAAAGUCAGCAACAAAAGACGAAAAUAUCCAUGUGGUGGUUCGCUUUCGGCCACCCUCCAGUGCAUCAAAGCGCCCGGGAAGUAAUGAAAUAGUUAUAUGUGGGGAAGAUCGCCAAACUCUCCAGAUGAUCACGGCAAACGGUGAAAGAAGACAGCUCACAUUCGACCAAAUCUUUGACGCGAAUUGCUUGCAAGCGGAUGUAUUUGAGAAUUCUGGGGUGAAAGAUUUGGUGAUCCGGGCACUUGAUGGAUAUGCAACUACUGUCUUUGCGUUUGGACAAACUGGGAGCGGAAAAAGCUUUACUAUGACUGGACCACCUGGUGCAGAAAUGGAUCUGGACCGAAGCGGGAUAAUACUUCGUGCUCUGCAAUUCUUGUUUGCUCAAAUCAGUGCACGUCCUGAUAUUACCUAUACUGUCCGAGCCGCCUACCUAGAGAUAUACAAUGAACACGUACAUGAUCUGCUGAGCCCUUCAACUGCAUCGUCUCUCACCGUGAGAUACUCUGCUUCACGAGGAUUUUAUGUCGAGAAUCUAUUAGUAUUAGAGUGUCAUGCGCUAGGCGACUGUGUAGCAGUUCUACAAGAAGGUCUGCGUAAUCGGACCACACGUGCCCAUCAGCUCAAUGAGUAUUCUUCCAGAAGUCAUGCAAUGAUGACAUUGUACAUUGACAGUGAGCGGGCAGACCCGGAAGGCGGUUUGCCGUUGCGCCAACAUGGGAAAAUCAGCUUUGUCGAUUUGGCUGGUAGCGAGAAAGUCAAAGAAUCAAAAACAACCGGCGAUAUGCUCACUGAGACGUUCAACAUUAACAAAAGUCUUCUAACAUUAGGAAACUGCAUAUCCGCGCUUUCCGAUCCUCGCAAGCGAAACGGCCACAUCCCGUAUCGAGAUUCGAACUUAACACGACUCCUUGCGGACUCUUUGGGCGGCAGCGGCUUGGCGUUGAUGAUAGCAUGCAUUUCUUCGUCGCCUCACCAUUCAAAUGAAACGCUAAAAACGCUACGUUAUGCACAAAGAGCAAAACGCAUUCAAAAUCGGCCAGCCAUGCACAUAGAGCCUCGCGAUGAAGUUGUAAAUAGCUUAAAAAGGGAGAUUGAUCAGCUUCGAAGGGAAAAUCAGCAUCUGAAAGCUAUGUUGUCACAAGGCGAGAUCGCACGACCGCAUGAAGGAGAGUUUGGAGUGCAGUCUGGAGUGCAUCUGCCGCAGAUAGCGCAGGUUGUCUCCUAUACAAACCAUGCAGCACCAGAAAGAUCAUCAGUGAAACACCCGGUCAGCGGCCAAACGAAUCAAACAGGAAGGGGACUGCAUGCAUCAAUCCCUGCUUCAAAGGUUCGCGGCGGAAAGGGAUCGAAGGUUGCUAGAUCCGAGUCCAAGCUCCAGCGCUCACCCGCAGAACGGAAGCCUAUGAACGCAUCUCCAUCCAGAUACUCAAUGCAUCCGCCACAAGCUGCAUCGCGCACAAUGCCUAGUGGUGGUGCCAUGCUCUCGCCAAACAAUCAACCAAGUAUGGUUCCAGAAAUGUGGUAUCCUCAAUGGCACGAGCAACCAAUGUCCCCAAUGAUGCCAUAUCCCCCCGUCUAUCAAUAUCCCAUCAAUUCACCAAGUGAUGCUGCACAAAUACGGCAGCGAAUCAGCCAGGAUGUUCAUGCACUCAAUAACCAAAUUGCUCUCAUGGAGGGUAGACGUCGUUAACUCUCCGUAGGACAAGGAAGGAUGAGAACGCGAAAGGCAGAUGUACUUCUGUGUAGGCUCAACGACGUGUACAAUUCGGUCUAAUCCUAACUAACUGCCAAAAAUACACAAGUUGCUCAUCUAUCUAAACUAUACCACCG
Messenger RNA from Spizellomyces punctatus DAOM BR117, 2535 nucleotides. RefSeq lists its product as uncharacterized. The record is from RefSeq and is a predicted model, not a curated record. Lineage: Eukaryota; Fungi; Chytridiomycota; Chytridiomycetes; Spizellomycetales; Spizellomycetaceae. Gene Ontology annotation, molecular function: microtubule binding; microtubule motor activity; ATP binding. The transcript is spliced from 11 exons. The coding region runs from base 530 to 2395 and encodes 621 amino acids. Gene Ontology annotation, biological process: microtubule-based movement.